AUGUCCACACAAUCCACUCCCCGGGGCCGCAUUCGUGACGUCCUUCCCGACCUCUACCUCGGGAGGUGGCCUGCGGGACCCAAGAACUCCAUCACCGAUGUUCCUGGUGUCCUCGCCUCGACGCAGAGCAUCCGCACAGAGGAGGGUGUCAACACCGGAGUAACAGUCAUCCUCCCUCGCCGGGAGUGGUUCAAGGAAGCCUGCUACGCUGGCAUAUUCCGCUUCAACGGCUCCGGAGAACUGACUGGAUCCCACUGGAUCGAGGAGACCGGUCUCCUCGCCAGCCCCAUCGUGCUGACCAACUCUUUCUCGGUCGGUGACGCAUACCGCGGCAUCUACGAGUACGCCAUUAAGCACUACUCCAACGAGAACGGGGAAAUCGAAUGGUUCUUGCUCCCGGUGGUCGGUGAGACCUUUGAUGGGUUUCUGAACGAUGUCUCCAAGUUGGCUGUCAAAUCAUCAGACGUUGCCAAGGGAAUCGACUCAGUGACCGACGACCCGGUGCCCGAAGGCAACACAGGCGGCGGCACGGGGAUGAUCUGCCACUGGUUCAAGGGCGGAACCGGGUCCUCGUCUCGUCUCGUCGAAGGGUUCGACAGCGAGGGGAACAAGAAGAACUAUACCGUAGCCGCGCUCGUGCAGGCUAACUACGGCAGAGCCUCACACCUCCGCAUCGGCGGCUUCCCCGUCGGCCGCAUCCUCGAGAAGGAGAAGACCGACACGCUGGCCGAGAUCGCGGCGCACAAAGAUAAAAAGGACGGUUCCAUCAUCGUCACCAUUGCUACCGACGCUCCCCUGACGCCGAUCCAAUGCCAGAGACUCGCCAAGAGAGCCACCGUUGGGCUGGCGAGGGUCGGCGGCUACGGUCACAACCCCUCCGGAGAUAUAUUCCUCGCCUUCUCUACGGGCAAUCACAUUCCCGUGCAGACACUCACCUCGCAGAAGAAAGAAGUGGACCCAUUCAAGGCCAAGGCACUGAAGGUUGAGUCGAUUGACGACACGAGCAUCAAUGGGCUCCUGGAAGCAGCGGCGGAUGCAACCGAGGAGAGCAUCUACAACGCCUUAUGCUCGGCCGAGACGCUGACGGGUUUCUUGGGACACACGGUUGAGGGACUGCCUCUGGAUCGGUUGAAGGAAAUCAUGAAGAAGUACGAUUCUUAG
This is a messenger RNA of Colletotrichum orchidophilum, 1161 nucleotides long. Its product is annotated as peptidase family S58. Gene Ontology annotation, molecular function: aminopeptidase activity. The transcript has a single exon. The record is from RefSeq and is a predicted model, not a curated record. NCBI's taxonomy places the organism in Eukaryota, Fungi, Ascomycota, Sordariomycetes, Glomerellales, Glomerellaceae. Bases 1 to 1161 code for a protein of 386 amino acids.